AUGACAAAUACUGCUGGAAAGAUGACCGAUUUGCCCUUAAUCCCCACGUUGUACCCCACAGAGGAACAAUUUCAAGACCCUUUAAGUUAUCUGUCUCAACAGGAUGUGCUCUUGGCGGGGACACAGUUUGGGAUGAUUAAAUUAGUCCCCCCUAAAUCUUUUAAUCCACCUCUGGCUAUUGAUAAGGAUAACUUUAACUUUAAUGUAAGGUUACAAAGAUUAAACCAAUUGAAUUUAUUAAAUAGAUGCAGACAAUCAUUCAUUGUUCAAUUGACAAAUUUUAACAUUAUGAUGUUUGAUGACAAUCACGAUGGUUCAAAAGGAAUUAGAGAACCUAUGAUUAAUGUCUUGUCCAUUGGUAGAAAAUCGUCAACUAUUCCCAUUUUCCUUUAUGAUCUUUUCAUUAAGAUAUUGGAACAACUAGUUUCUUAUGACUCAACACGUCUUAUCACUGAUUCACAAGACUUAUUGAAAUUGAAAAUAUUAUGGAAAGAUUUAACAGAUUCAUACAAAUACCAGGGCCAUGUGGCAACUGAGGAUUUAAAGGGAAUAUUUGAAAAUUAUUUAUCCCAUUAUUUUGAAGAAUAUACUAAAUUACUAAAUAUGGUUCCUCAUUCACCCAAGUCUGUAUUCUCAAAUGAUUUAUUGUAUAAAGAACAGUAUCCACAUUCUUUAUUAAAUGAUGACACAACGGACGAUGAAGACGAUGAUGACGACUAUGAGGAAUGUCCAUAUUGCCAGGCUAUCAUACUGCAAGGUGCUAUUGAUUUUCUCACAUCGAUAUUCAAAUGUGAAUGUUGUAAACGUUUCUUCCAUCAAUCAUGUGUUCAAAAGGCCAAAUACACCAUGUUUAAAAAGAAAACGUCUACAAAUAGAUGGAUUUGUAAUAAUUGUAUCCUUGGUAAUGGAUUUUAUGGAUUCCAAAUGGGAUCCAAACAAUAUAUCUUACAAAACUUUAUUAAUGAAUGUGAAGAGGACACCUCCAAAAGCAUAGAUCAAUUAGAAAAGGAAUUUUGGGAGAAAGUGAAUGAUAAUUCCAUUUCGAAUAAUCCGUCAUCCUUAAUAAUGUAUGGAGCUGAUAUUCAUAAUUCAGAACAAAUAUCUGGAUUCCCACUUUCAAAUCAUGCCCUUGAAAAGGGUAGUAGCAAGUACGUCAGCCACCCAAUGAAUUUGGUUAAUUUACCUAAUGCCCUUGGAUCACUCUUACCCCUUCUCUCCAAUAAAACCAUCUCAGGAAUGACAAUACCUUGGAUAUAUGUAGGAUCUACAUUUUCCACUUUUUGUUGGCACAUGGAAGAUCAAUAUACAUUAAGUGCUAAUUAUCAACAUGAAGGUGCCUCCAAGAUAUGGUAUAGUAUCCCAGCAAGUUCAUGUGAACCAUUUCAAAAGCUAUUACACUCGAUGACACCAGAUUUAUUUAUAAAACAACAAGAUUUAAUUCAUCAAUUAGUAUCUUUAGUGUCUCCUUAUGAUUUGCCCAAAUCUAUUAAUUGUUACAAGGCAAUACAAAAUCCAAAUGAGUACAUUAUUACCUUCCCAAAAUGUUUCCAUUCAGGGUUUAAUACGGGUUAUAAUCUAAAUGAAGCAGUAAAUUUUACCACUCCAUUUUGGUUACCAUUUGGUGUCGAAGCGGUAGAUGAUUAUAAAUUGACCCAAAGAAAAUGUGCUUUCGAUGUAAAUGAAUUGUUGUUGAAUCUUAUUAAAUAUAUGAAUAAAAAGGGGGGGAAUAAACAAGAUAUCUCCCACGUCUUAAUAACGAGCUGCAUAACUUACUUGAGAUCAUUAGUUUUCAGAGAAAAAUCUUUAUUAAAAGAAUUGAGAGUUUCUCUUCCUGAAAAUUGGUUCACACCUUUAAUCAAAAUGGAAAAUGAACUGGUAGAUGGUUACGAGGAUGAAAAUGAAGACGAAGAAUAUAUAUACUGUUCACAUUGUAAAGCAAUAUGUUCUUUUGCAUUUGUCUUACGUUUUGAAAAAGAUAAAACCCCCAAUCGUAAAAGGAGAAGAUUAGGGAAAAUGGCAAUUAAGCAAUGGAACGAACUCUCAGAUAAUGAAUUGGAUUCGCGUCGAAUAUUGUGUCUGGAGGACUAUAAAUUACAAUGGGGGAAGACGGAAGGUGAAGAAGAAGAUGGAAACAGACAAAUUGAUGAAAUAUAUGUAAUAAGAGAUCUUGAUAGAAUCCUUAAAGACUUAGAUUCAGCUAUGAAGUGA
Molecule: messenger RNA, 2208 nt
Organism: Naumovozyma castellii
Lineage: Eukaryota; Fungi; Ascomycota; Saccharomycetes; Saccharomycetales; Saccharomycetaceae
Gene: JHD2
Product: histone demethylase
Exons: 1
Coding region: 1-2208 (735 amino acids)
Source: RefSeq, a predicted model, not a curated record